Molecule: messenger RNA, 1721 nt
Organism: Striga asiatica
Lineage: Eukaryota; Viridiplantae; Streptophyta; Magnoliopsida; Lamiales; Orobanchaceae
Source: the annotation of a GenBank genome assembly
CAAAAACGCAAUUUUUAGCUCGGGCCCUCGACCUUUUGUUUUAUGUGAAUUGCUGCGCCCCUUCUCCUCUAUAUAUGCUAGGGCGCCCCCGUCACUGUCCCAGUUAGUCUAUUUUCCCGCCAUGGCAAUAUCACCCAUGGAAGUCGACGAGAAUGGCGCACUCCAGAGAAAACAAUCCACCUACAAGUCUCUGGAUGAGAGCUUUGAGAUACAGAGAGAGAUGUACAGAGGGCAACAGUACAGUCAGAUUUACUUUGCUAGACUUCACCUCAUGAGAACACUGCUCUACUCUCUUCUUCCCACCUGGAAACCCCACCUGCCAAGCUGUACCGUGCUUGGACUAGAAGAAGGUAAAGAGUGCGUCAUAGUUGGAACCCUUUAUAAGCACAUGAAACUCAAACCUUCCAUACUUGAUGAGUAUUCAAAGGAGAGGUCAGCAAGCCCGCUUGUAAAACCCCAUAACUUCGUUCACUCAGACGAUCAUCUAGUUUUGGAAGAUGAAAGUGGAAGAGUUAAACUCUGUGGGGCCCUUCUUUCGCCUUCUGUUUAUGUAACAGGUAUAGUCACUGCAUUGCAUGGAAAAGAAACUGGGAAUGGAGAAUUUUUGGUUGAAGAUAUCUUGGAAGCUGGCCUUCCUCCUCAGACGAAGCUGCCUGUUCAUUCUGGUGAAGAUAAAUAUGUAGUUUUUGUAUCGGGAUUGAGUGUCGGGAGCCCCUCCGCUAAUCCUCUCCAUUUCCAGCUCUUUGUCGACCAUAUAACUGGACAUUUAGGAGACGAAAAGGAACAAGGAAUUGCAGCUCAAAUUGUUCAAGUUGUUAUUGCUGGGAAUUCUGUUGAGCUUCCUCGUGGGCUUCUUAAUGGUCAGACCCUAGGUUCAAAGGAUCAGUCAAAGCUGUCUGAGCCAAUAAAGGAGCUCGAUAUUCUACUUACUCAGGUUGCUGCAGGUAUGCCUUUAGAUAUAAUGCCGGGUACUAACGACCCUGCAAAUUUCUCUAUGCCGCAACAGCCUCUGAAUAGAUGCCUUUUUCCUGGAUCAGCGGCUUACAACACUUUCAGAUCCUGCACUAAUCCUCAUUCCUUUGAGCUAGACAAUAUUAGAUUCCUUGGUACAUCGGGUCAGAACAUUGAUGAUCUUGCUAAAUAUUCUGAUGCAAAAUGUAAACUUGAAUUCUUGGAGAGGACAUUGAGAUGGAGGCACAUAGCACCCACAGCUCCAAAUACUCUAGGUUGUUAUCCUUUUACUGACAGAGAUCCAUUUUUCCUCGAGAAUUGUCCUCAUGUCUAUUUUAUCGGUAAUCAAGAUAAAUACGAGACUGGCUUGAUCGAGGGAUCAGAAGGGCAGGUGGUGAGACUCAUUUGCAUUCCUAGAUUUGCCGAAACUGGCAUUGCUGUCAUGUUAAACUUGAGGAAUCUUGAAUGUCAUACUCUCAGUUUUGGGACUCAGUUUAGCUCAGGCUCGGUUCUGAGACGAAGGCUCGAGUCGUCAAAUUGUCCUGGCUAUUCCUGGAUGUUGUUUUUACCUGCAAUAUUUGUGACAGUUUAAUUGCAAAUUUAUAAGAUGUUGUCGUAAAACCCAGUUUUACAGCAAAUUGAGUGACGUAGAUUCUCAAUGUAUAACUAACUAAUGAUCAUUUUACAUUCAAGCUGAGUUGAGAUUUGUUCUGUAGUUCUGUCUGUGUUAGAGUAAUUUUAUAUUUGUUCCAACCAAAAGAUUUGUAGCU